Molecule: messenger RNA, 1988 nt
Organism: Physeter macrocephalus (sperm whale)
Lineage: Eukaryota; Metazoa; Chordata; Mammalia; Artiodactyla; Physeteridae
Product: zinc finger protein RFP
Exons: 8
Coding region: 216-1757 (513 amino acids)
Biological process (GO): negative regulation of viral transcription; negative regulation of transcription by RNA polymerase II; innate immune response
Cellular component (GO): cytoplasm
Molecular function (GO): ubiquitin protein ligase activity; zinc ion binding; protein binding
Source: RefSeq, a predicted model, not a curated record
UAUCCCCACGCUCCCUCAGCCGGGCGCAGCGGCGCCGGGUUCCAGCGCGCGGGCGCGUCUGGGAUCAGGGCCGGGGAGGAGCCGCCCUCCGUCAGCUGGGCUCGCCUCCCGGCGCCGCCCAGAAGCAGCGAACGGGAAGGGAGCGCGGUACAGCUGGGCUCCGCGCAGCGCUGGGCGCCGGGGCCCAUGCCCGUGCGCCCCCGCGGGCCCGCGCCAUGGCCUCCGGGAGCGUGGCCGAGUGCUUACAGCAGGAGACCACCUGCCCCGUGUGCCUGCAGUACUUUGUCGAGCCCAUGAUGCUCGACUGCGGCCACAACAUCUGUUGCGCCUGCCUCGCCCGCUGCUGGGGCGCGGCGGAGACCAAUGUGUCGUGCCCCCAGUGCCGGGAGACCUUUCCGCAGCGGCAGAUGCGGCCCAACCGGCACCUGGCCAACGUGACCCAGCUGGUGAAGCAGUUGCGCACCGAGCGGCCGUCGGGGCCCGGAGGCGAGAUGGGCGUGUGCGAGAAACACCGCGAGCCCCUGAAGCUGUACUGCGAGGAGGACCAGAUGCCCAUCUGCGUGGUGUGCGACCGCUCCCGCGAGCACCGCGGCCACAGCGUGCUGCCGCUCGAGGAGGCGGUGGAGGGCUUCAAGGAGCAAAUCCAGAACCAGCUGGACCACCUAAAAAGAGUGAAAGACUUAAAGAAGAGGCGUCGGGCACAGGGGGAACAGGCACGAGCUGAGCUCUUGAGCCUGACCCAGAUGGAGAGGGAGAAGAUCGUUUGGGAGUUUGAGCAGCUGUAUCAUUCCUUGAAGGAGCAUGAGUAUCGCCUCCUGGCCCGUCUCGAGGAGCUAGACUUGGCCAUCUACAACAGUAUCAAUGGUGCCAUCACUCAGUUCUCUUGCAACAUCUCCCACCUCAGCAACCUGAUCGCCCAGCUGGAAGAGAAGCAGCAGCAGCCCACCAGGGAGCUCCUGCAGGACAUCGGAGACACGUUGAACAGGGCUGAAAGAAUCAGGAUCCCUGAACCCUGGAUCACACCUCCAGAUCUGCAAGAGAAAAUCCACAUUUUUGCCCAGAAGUGUCUGUUCUUGACUGAGAGUCUAAAGCAGUUCACAGAAAAAAUGCAGUCAGAUAUGGAGAAAAUCCAAGAAUUGAGAGAGGCCCAGUUAUACUCAGUGGAUGUGACUCUGGAUCCAGACACGGCCUACCCCAGCCUGAUCCUCUCUGAUAACCUGCGGCAAGUGCGGUACAGUUACCUCCAGCAGGACCUGCCUGACAACCCUGAGCGGUUCAAUCUGUUUCCCUGUGUCUUGGGCUCUCCAUGCUUCAUCGCUGGGAGACAUUAUUGGGAGGUAGAGGUGGGAGAUAAAGCCAAGUGGACCAUAGGUGUCUGUGAAGACUCAGUGUGCAGAAAAGGCGGAGUAACCUCGGCCCCCCAGAAUGGAUUCUGGGCAGUGUCCUUGUGGUAUGGGAAAGAGUACUGGGCUCUUACCUCCCCAAUGACUGCCCUCCCCCUGCGGACCCCUCUCCAACGGGUGGGGAUUUUCUUGGACUAUGACGCUGGCGAGGUCUCCUUCUACAAUGUGACAGAGAGGUGUCACACCUUUACUUUCUCUCAUGCUACCUUCUGUGGGCCUGUCCGGCCCUACUUCAGUCUGAGUUACUCGGGAGGGAAGAGCGCAGCUCCUCUGAUCAUCUGCCCCAUGAGUGGGAUCGAUGGGUUUUCUGGCCAUGUUGGGAAUCAUGGUCAUUCCAUGGAGACCUCCCCUUGAGGAGGUGAACUCAGGCCAAAAGGGCCAUUGACCAUACUCCUACCCCAGGCAUAAGGCAUCCUGUUGCCUUGACACUUCCUGCCCAUCACAGCUGGAUGUCCUUACCACUUUCCGAGCCCUGCAGUGCAAGACGGAAUGUCCAUGUUCUCUGCCAUCCCCUCCCUUCCCACGAAAAUUGUGAGAUGUAAUGAGAAGUAUUAAGAUUGCCCAGAAAUAAAAACCACAUGUCCA